This is a messenger RNA of Moneuplotes crassus, 1317 nucleotides long. The record is from the annotation of a GenBank genome assembly. NCBI's taxonomy places the organism in Eukaryota, Ciliophora, Spirotrichea, Euplotida, Euplotidae.
AUGACUGAAGUCAUCACCCUCGGAAUCGGCGGAGCCGGAGUCAGCGUCUGCCACAACCUGUGGGACCACUACAUCCAGGAGAGAGACAACAACCAGGAAUACGAGAAGUACAAACAAGCCGUCAACUUCCAUGAGGAUUCAGCAGGGAGUUAUGUCCCCAGAGGGCUCUUCAUUGAUACUGACCCAACUGGGACUGAUUUAGUGCAAGAGUCAGCCAUUAAGCACUGGUUCAAUGACGACCAUUAUUCAACAGGGAGUGAUGGAACUGGCACCAAUUAUGGAGAAGGAAGAUACACUUCUGGAAGAGAACAAAUGCCAGAGAUACAGGAUAAAUUGAGAAAGCAAGCUGAAUCUUGUGACUCUUCUCCAAUUGUUUUUAUGAUAGCAUCCUCUGGUGGAGGAACUGGAAGCGGGCUCUCAGAUCUCAUAUGACAAGAUAUAAAUGAUGAUUUCAAAAUUAUCAGAUAUAAUAUAUACCAGCCUCCUAAUACCAUUGGCCCUGCUAAUGAGUGCUUUAAUAGUAUAUACUCCUCGUGGUUUUCUCAAGAAUUUGCAAAAUUCAGUAUCAAUAUCGAUAACGAGCAAUGAACAAAUAUUCUUAACAGAUUAGGAAUCUCUGACCCAACUUACGAUGACAUAAACACUUUGAUUUCAACCAAUAUUUCAAUGGUUACAGCUGGCAACAGAUUUGGAAGCAAUAAUUCCUACUUCGCCUCCUUAGAGACAAGCAUGAUCCCAUAUCCAAGGAUUAAUUUCAUGACUUCAAGCUUUGCGCCUUGGGAGUAUACUCCUACAGCAACCAAAGAAUUUCCUUCAGUGAGCGAUAUCACAGAGGACUUAUUCAAAUGUUCGAAUUCUUUGAUCUCAACCAGUAGCCAGGAAUCUAAAAUUAUUGCAACAAACAUUAGUUACUUUGGAGAUGUCCAGACAGAUGAUAUCAAAAGCUCUGUUGAAAAUUUCAGGAACUCAGAGCUAAACACCUUCUGUGACGCCACCAAUAAAGGAAUCGGAACCACCAAGGUUGAGUUAGGUGAAGGCUGCACUAGGUUCAGUAACAAGAUCACUGAUACACUGUAUAAUAUGAAGAGAAGCGCAUGCAUAUUGAUGAGCUCUCAAAGAGCAAUAGAGAUACUAGAAAGAGUCUCUAAAACCUUCGAUAAGCUAUAUCACUCAAGAGCAUAUGUCUUUACAUACGUAGGGGUCGGCUUUGAGUCAGGAGAGUUCUCAGAAUGCAGAGAAUGCCAUGCAGCCACGAUUAAAGAUUAUGAAGAACUUGGUAUAACGAUAUCAGAGGGAGAUGAUGAUAGCUUUGAUUAA